GAGAGAGGCAGAAAAAAGGGUAAUAAUUUUCUCAGCCGUGUCUGUGGUGGGAUGGAGAUGGUGAGGGAACCUGACCAGAGUGAACUACUCUCACGCGACAGAGCCGGGGAGAUUUAGUCGUCUCGCGAUAUUCACCCAACACGGAGGAUCUCUUGGGAAGGAGAGACUUCAGCACAUCAGUACACAGUUUAAAGAGGGGGUGGCAAAAUGACUCUGGGUGGAAAAGCUCGUCAGUUUAUAGCGGCAUCGAGUGCUAACUUAGCCACGAUGAUGUAUGGCAUCUCCGUGGGGUGGGUCUCACCCUCCAUUCCCUUGCUCAUGUCCGACGACACCCCGCUGCCCUCGGGGCCGCUGUCCAGGCGCGAGGCGUCGCUCACCAGCGCGCUCCUGUACAUGGCCGGCAUGGUGGGAUCGUUGUCCUUCGGCUGGCUGGCGGAUCGCAUCGGACGCAAGUGGGCCCUCUUCCUCGGCACCUGUCCACACAUCAUCGCCCACCUGCUCAUCAUCUUCGCCCAGGACGUGAACUUCCUCUACGUCUCGCGCGUGUUCAGCGGUCUGGGCUGUGGCGCCCUAUUCGUCGUGCUGCCCAUCUACGUCUCUGAGAUUUCCGAAGACAAGGUGCGCGGAACGUUGGGAGCCAUUUUCUGCAACAUGGUGUCCGUGGGCAUCGUCAUCGGACGCUGUCUCGGCAGCUAUCUGGACUUCUAUGUCGUUCCCUACGUAGUUCUGGGCCUCCUGGCUGUCUUCGUGCUCACCUUUCCCUUCUUCCCCGAGACGCCGCAGUAUCUUCUGCUGAAGCGCCGCGAAUCGAAGGCGGAGAAAUCCCUGAAGCGCUUUCGUGGCGCCAAGAGAGACGCCAAUGGGAAGAUGCCGGAGAAAUUUGAGACGGAAUUCGAGGCACUGAAGAACUCCCCAACCCUGUCAAAUCAAUCAUCGUCCGUGGGAUGGGAUGAUUUCAAACCCGCCACGACGCGCAAAGCGAUCCUCAUCAGCCUCGUCCUGAUCUCUGGGCGCAGCAUCUGCGGCGUCCUGCCGCUGGACAACUACACGGCCAGCGUCUUGAGGGAGUCAGGCUCCACGUGGGACGCCAAUCUGGGCGCCAUCAUUGUGGGUCUCUUCGAGCUCAUCGGCAGCAACUUGGCCAUUGUGUUUGUGGAGCGCUGGGGUCGUCGCAAGAUCCUGAUUGUCUCCAGUCUGGGAUCAGCACUGUGCCUGAGCGUGAUGGGCAUUCUGUUCCUCCUGCGCUCCAUUGGCUUGGACAUGUCAUCCUUCGGCUGGCUCUCCGUGGCAGCUUUCUCAGGCCAGAUGACACUGGCCGCCAUCGGGAUUGUGGCCAUUCCCUUCAGCGUCUCCGCCGAAGUCCUGCCGCCGAAGCUGCGCGGCGUCGUGUGCACGAGCUUCCUCAUGUUCUACUGGAUUCUCACAUUCUUCAUCGUCAACUUCUUCCUGCUCUUCGCCGAGGUGUGCGGAAUGUACACGCCAAUGUGGUGCUUCGCCGGCUGGUGCAUCUUCGAGCUGAUCUUCGUCUACUUCUACCUGCCAGAGACGAAAGGGAAGAACUUCGAGGAGAUCGUCCUGGCUCUCCAGGGAAAACAGCUCUAGUGCAGAGCCACAAUAUCAGCGAAUGUGAAAAAACCCACACAAGAAAAUGCCACAGAGACUUCUUUAGCCAUAAGACAUGUGUUACCUUAUCUCUAGGAGUAAUAAACAGUAAAGACUUCACGUGA
Messenger RNA from Phlebotomus argentipes, 1727 nucleotides. Its product is annotated as facilitated trehalose transporter Tret1-like. NCBI's taxonomy places the organism in Eukaryota, Metazoa, Arthropoda, Insecta, Diptera, Psychodidae. Gene Ontology annotation, cellular component: membrane. Gene Ontology annotation, molecular function: transmembrane transporter activity. The record is from RefSeq and is a predicted model, not a curated record. Gene Ontology annotation, biological process: transmembrane transport. Bases 208 to 1602 code for a protein of 464 amino acids. The transcript is spliced from 4 exons.